CUAAGCUCAAAUGACUCUGAUAUUCCCUCUGCCUGUCGUCAUUUAUUUUCAUUUUUGCCUCUUUGCCUACGUUCUGUUUGUUUUCUCUUCUUUAACCCGUGUCCCCUACUCGCAGUAGCGUGUUUUAUUCUUUUGGGACCUAUUCUUUCCUAUCAGCCGCUGGCUGACUCGCAAGAACACUCUUCCUUAUUCUCGCUGCAUGCCGAUGAUAUGUAAACAAAGACAGUAGAGAGAACACAACAUUUUAAGCAGAAAUAAAAGCGAUCCCCUUUCCUUCCCCAUACACUUUUUUACCUCUAUUCUUUUCACAUUUCAGUCUCAAUUCUCAUUUCGUCUACAUUCUACAUAACGGAAGCAUCACUCCACUGUAUUUGAAUUAAUUCAUAAAAACCCCUCAUCAUUUGAAAACGUGUCCCACACAACACAAAAACGACAUGGACUUGGAUUCUGAACUGCAUGACUCAAGCAAGAUUGACACAACUAUUCCACGGCAACUUGUUCUCGAUUACCUCUUACACAACUGCUAUGGCGAAACUGCUCGUGCGUUCAUGAAGGAUGACUUGGAUGCGGCUAAAGUAUCGGAUGGUCGGAAAAAUGGGAGUACUCGCAAUGCGAGCAAUGGAACUUGUAACAUGAACCACUAUUCAUCCAGCAAUGGAACUAAUAGCUACCAUAAUGGAAUCUCAACCGUGACCACGACAGGUCAAUUUCAAGGUAUUAUGGCGCGGAAUGCCUCCGAUGAUAGUCAGAACAAAGCAGGGGACGCCGCAUCUCUUAUGGAAACAGAUAGAGAAGAAUUAGACCAGGAAGGAGACUCGCCUAUGGGUGAAAACCAUCAUAACAACACUGAUGAUAGUCUCAGUAAUGGUACACUCACUGCUGACAAGGCAUAUGCAUUGCAUAUCGACGAGCAACUCAAGAACUUGGAGACCCGCAAAGCCAUUCGCUCCUUGAUCUCACAUGGAGAUAUCGGAUCCGCUAUGGAGCUAUGCAACUCAGCCUUUCCACGCGUGCUAUCAAUUGAUCCACAUAGCCCUUACACUACACAGGCUUCAAUUCAAAUGAACUUCAAACUACAGUGCCAGAAAUUCAUUGAGCUUGUCAAGGCUGAUCCAGGUCCAGAUGCUUUGGACUUUGCAAAGAAUGUUAUUGAUCAAUUUACACAGUUGGACCCAGAUGGCAAGGAAGGCUACAUUAAACAGAUGGAAGAUGUAUUUUCGGUGAUAGCCUAUGUCAAUCCGGAGGAAUCACCUAAUGGCCACUUUCUGAAGCAAGAGGCACGAGACCAGCUUGCGGACACUUUAAACAGUGCAGUCCUUGGCUGCAAUGGCAUGUCAUGUGAACCAGCAUUGUUGACGAUUGUAAAGCAGGCAACACUUGUGAGAGAGUGUCUCGCAGGAGAUACAUCAAAGACAAAACGAGGACUGAAGGCACCACCAAGAUGGCGCUUGUCGACAUUUUUGGAAGAGUCAAGUUGAAUAGUCAAUAGCAAUAGUAAUGGUAGCAGCGACGAUACAACUUUUACAUAUAGAAAUGUAGCAGGAGUCAGCAGAGAUGAUAAAGGAAGUUGCUAUGGGCAAAACGAAACCCGAAUUCCUGAUAAUCGUCAUCAACGUCAGGACACAUUACCACUUUUGGAUGAUUCAGCAUAUACUGACGCUAUCACUCAAACACGGUCUAGGCUUCGUUUCCAAAUUUUAUAUGUGUUUGUUGCUGUUGCUAUUGCCUUUUUAAUAUCCCAUUGUUCUCUCUCAAAGUAGGAGGUUAUUUUUUGACUGUUACACUGCUUACUCUUUAUAUGUUGUCUGUAGUUUGUUAGUUUUCUCUUUUUUUUAGCCCGUUGAGUCAUUUUGAGUAUGUCCAAUAAAUAAUAACUUUCGCAGC
Messenger RNA from Lobosporangium transversale, 1884 nucleotides. RefSeq names its product CTLH/CRA C-terminal to lish motif domain-domain-containing protein. The coding region runs from base 435 to 1478 and encodes 347 amino acids. The transcript has 4 exons. Gene Ontology annotation, cellular component: cytoplasm. NCBI's taxonomy places the organism in Eukaryota, Fungi, Mortierellomycota, Mortierellomycetes, Mortierellales, Mortierellaceae. Gene Ontology annotation, biological process: cell surface receptor signaling pathway; cytoskeleton organization. The record is from RefSeq and is a predicted model, not a curated record.